UUUGGCGCGAACUCCAGUGGCGGGAGACUGAGUGCCAUCGCCGAGCUGUCUGUCUGUGUGUGGCUGUUCUAAAGAGCGCGUCGCGAGCACAGUACCAUGUCGUCUCCAACAUCAACACCAAGUCGAAGACAAAGCAAACGUGGGAGGAGCAGCAAUCCCUCAACUCCCCGAAGUGAGGAUGUACAGUCUCCUCCGUCACAGAAACGGCGGACUGAGGACUCCACAUCGAUGGGAGAGCUGCUGCCAAUGCCGACAUCCCCAUCUGGUGACCUUCAGAGUCCCAGUGGACAGGAAUUGCUGUUUUCAAGCCCUGCACCAUCAAGGCAUUCUGCUCUUCCCAGUGAACUUGACAUGAGCUCCCCAUUGACGUAUGGAACACCUAGCUCAAGAGUUGAGGGCACACCGAGAAGUGGCAUUCGGGGAACUCCUGCUAGACAGAGACCUGAUCUCGGAUCAGCUCGGAAAGUGAAGCAGGUGGAUUUGCAAUCAGACCAGCCUGUUGAAGAAGAAUUAGUGACAAGUGAGCAAAACGUGGGACAGAAACUUGUGAUUUGGGGAACAGACGUUAAUGUUACUACAUGCAAAGAGAAAUUCCAGAGAUUCAUCCAGCGAUUUAUUGAUCCUAAUGCAAAAGAGGAGGAAAAUAUUGGCUUGGAUCUGAAUGAACCACUCUACAUGCAGAGACUGGAGGAGAUUAAUAUGAUAGGGGAGCCAUUCUUGAAUAUUGACUGUGACCAUCUGAGAACAUUUGACCAAGAUCUGUAUAGGCAACUGGUUUGCUAUGCACAGGAAGUUAUUCCAACCUUUGAUAUGGCUGCAAAUGAGAUUUUCUUUGAGCGCUACCCUGAUUCUAUCUUGGAACAUCAGAUUCAAGUCCGCCCAUUUAAUGCUGUAAAAACCAGGAAUAUGAGAUGCUUGAACCCUGAAGAUAUUGAUCAGCUGAUUACAAUUGGGGGUAUGGUUAUUCGAACAUCUCAAAUAAUUCCCGAAAUGCAGGAAGCAUUCUUUAAAUGCCAGGUGUGCGCAUUCUCUACCAGAGUGGAGAUUGACCGUGGUCGCAUUGCAGAACCAUCUGUCUGCAAACACUGUAACACUACACACAGUAUGGCUCUGAUUCACAACCGCUCUAUGUUUUCAGAUAAGCAGAUGAUUAAAUUGCAGGAGUCCCCCGAGGAUAUGCCAGCGGGUCAGACCCCUCACACAAUUGCCUUGUAUGGUCACAAUGACCUUGUGGACAAAGUGCAGCCCGGUGACAGAGUAAAUGUGACAGGGAUCUACAGAGCCGUUCCAAUGCGAGUGAACCCCAGGGUCAGUAAUGUAAAGUCUGUGUACAAGACUCACAUUGAUGUAAUUCAUUAUCGGAAGACUGAUUCAAAGCGCUUGCAUGGCAUUGACGCAGACACAGAGCAGAAGUUGUUCACUGAGCAGCGUGUGGAAUUUUUAAAGGAACUAGCUUCUAAACCAGAUGCAUAUGAAAGGCUUGCUGCUGCUAUAGCUCCAAGUAUUUAUGAACAUGAAGACAUCAAGAAGGGUAUUUUGCUGCAGCUGUUUGGAGGUACCCGAAAAGACUUCAGUCACACGGGACGAGGCAAUUUCCGCGCAGAAGUCAAUAUCCUUCUGUGUGGAGAUCCAGGCACAAGUAAAUCCCAGCUCCUCCAGUAUGUGUAUAAUCUAGUGCCCAGAGGACAAUAUACAUCAGGGAAAGGUUCCAGUGCUGUAGGUUUAACCGCUUAUAUCAUGAAGGACCCAGAAACCAGGCAGCUGGUUCUGCAAACUGGGGCAUUGGUUCUUAGCGACAAUGGUAUAUGCUGCAUUGAUGAGUUCGACAAAAUGAAUGAGAGUACCAGGUCUGUGCUGCAUGAAGUAAUGGAGCAGCAAACCCUCUCAAUUGCAAAGGCUGGAAUUAUCUGUCAGUUGAAUGCCCGUACUUCAGUCUUGGCUGCUGCAAAUCCAGUGGAGUCGCAGUGGAACCCAAAGAAAACCACUAUUGAAAAUAUCCAGCUUCCUCAUACAUUAUUGUCCAGAUUUGACUUGAUUUUUUUGAUGCUGGAUCCUCAAGAUGAAACGUACGAUCGCCGGUUAGCGCACCAUCUUGUAGCCUUAUACUACCAGAGUGAAGAACAGCUAAAAGAAGAGCACAUGGAUAUGGCUGUGUUGAAGGAUUACAUUGCGUAUGCUCGCACCUAUGUAAUUCCUCGACUUAGUGAGGAAGCGGGCCAAGCUCUCAUUGAGGCUUAUGUAGACAUGAGAAAAAUUGGAAGUGGUCGUGGAAUGGUCACUGCUUAUCCCAGACAACUGGAGUCUCUUAUCCGCUUAUCAGAAGCUCAUGCAAAAGUACGGUUUUCCCAGAAAGUUGAAACUAUUGAUGUGGAAGAGGCCAAACGACUUCACCGUGAGGCAUUAAAACAGUCUGCCACAGACCCAAGAACUGGAAUUGUGGAUAUCGCCAUUCUCACAACAGGAAUGAGUGCAACUGCACGUAAGCGAAAAGAGGAAUUGGCUCAAGCUCUGAAAAAGCUUAUUCAAUCUAAAGGCAAGACUCCUGCCUUAAAAUAUCAGCAGUUGUUUGAGGAUCUCCGUGGACAGUCUGAUGCAGCCGUUACCAAAGAUAUGUUUGAUGAAGCAUUGCAUGCUCUUGCGGAUGAAGAUUACCUGACAGUAACAGGGAAAACUGUCAGGUUGCUGUAGAAUGUGGAAUGGGAAAUCAAGCAAUAAUGUUUAUUGCUAUGUACGAUAAGAAGCAUGCAACGGCAACAAGUUGGAAUGGUCUACUUGUCAUAGUAGAUGCAUUUUUUGGAUAUAAUUUCCAUGGACCUAUUGUAAACUUUCAAUAAUAAACUGCAGUGUUGAGUUUAAAUGCUUUGCAAGAAUUCUUAUAUGUAACUGUUUUAGGCUACCAUGCAAAGUUGUCUUUUUUUUUUUCUGUAUGA
Molecule: messenger RNA, 2930 nt
Organism: Pelobates fuscus (common spadefoot toad)
Lineage: Eukaryota; Metazoa; Chordata; Amphibia; Anura; Pelobatidae
Gene: MCM4
Product: minichromosome maintenance complex component 4
Exons: 17
Coding region: 97-2688 (863 amino acids)
Biological process (GO): mitotic DNA replication initiation; DNA replication; DNA strand elongation involved in DNA replication
Cellular component (GO): MCM complex; nucleus
Molecular function (GO): ATP binding; single-stranded DNA binding; single-stranded DNA helicase activity
Source: RefSeq, a predicted model, not a curated record